AUGGCUUCAAGGUAUGUUCUUUCGGCGCGAGCAUUACACCGUAAUCUAAGCUGGGAGAACUGACGCGCAUGUAGAUUCCGUCAAAAUGACGCGCGUAAUGCGCUCUUCUCAAGCUACGACGCUCAGACCCGUUCGCGUCCCUCAUCCAACGCCAACUCUCCUAAUCCUCUGCGCUCCUCCUCGCGAAACGCUCCUCAAAGCGGUUCACCCUACGGCCUUGGCGCAAAUGAUUCAUCGUCACAUCUGAGCGCAUAUGGAUCCGGCGGUGGUGCCUUUAGCGCAUAUCCGGGAAGCAAUGGGGAUAUCGCAGGAGGAAGGAGCGGAGACUCGGGCUUCAGACCUGCGACGCCGAAUAAGAAAGGCGCAUACAGUAACGCUGUCUUAGAUGAGCUGGAGAGUCAGAAUGACGAUCAGGCGAGCGAGAUGAGCAAGAAAGUGAAGAUGCUGAAGGAUGUAAGACUGCCUCUCUUCAUGCUUUCCGUCCGAUCUAUGCUGACCGGACUGUCUAGUUGACCAUGGCCAUUGGCGACGAGAUCCGAGAUAGUACAGCACUGGCCGAGAAGAUGAACGAAGGCUUCGAGGGUACGCGCAACCGACUACGAGGCACGAUGAACCGCAUGCUCCGCAUGGCCGAGAAGACGGGCGUUGGCUGGCGGAUCUGGCUUGGCUUCUUUGUCUUCAUCGUUCUACUUUUCGCAUACGUCUGGUUGUUCUAG
This is a messenger RNA of Lecanosticta acicola, 716 nucleotides long. NCBI's taxonomy places the organism in Eukaryota, Fungi, Ascomycota, Dothideomycetes, Mycosphaerellales, Mycosphaerellaceae. The record is from the annotation of a GenBank genome assembly.